Messenger RNA from Loxodonta africana (African savanna elephant), 3534 nucleotides. Its product is annotated as olfactory receptor 4F3/4F16/4F29-like. Lineage: Eukaryota; Metazoa; Chordata; Mammalia; Proboscidea; Elephantidae. Gene Ontology annotation, molecular function: G protein-coupled receptor activity; olfactory receptor activity. Bases 2447 to 3385 code for a protein of 312 amino acids. The record is from RefSeq and is a predicted model, not a curated record. Gene Ontology annotation, biological process: G protein-coupled receptor signaling pathway. Gene Ontology annotation, cellular component: plasma membrane. The transcript has a single exon.
CCAAUAGAAACCUUGGGUUGGGGUUUACCUAUUUACCAGAUGGAAAUUUAUAGCAAGAAUAUCAGGCAUUCUCUUGUUGGAAGUGGUUGAAAAACGUGUUAAUGCUGUUUUAAAUUUGGAAGCUCACUUUAGGCAUGCUGGGUCUAAUGGGAAAAGAUGGUAGACUAGGAAAACAGGAAACGUGAAAAAUAAUGGCCCUGAGGAAAUGGCUUUAAACUCAGAGAAAUGUUAUUAACCAGUCAAGAAAUCUUUAGUAUUUAUCUCACUCUGUAUUCUAGAAACAAAGGAGCCAGAAAAAAAAUCAUCUUUAUCAUCUUCAAACUUCUAAUAUAUUUAGGGAGAUAGGAUCUAUAAAAAGAAACCAUUGAAGAAUGAUAGUAGCAAGGGAUUUGCUCUAAGUAAGGGCCAGGAUAUUCUCUCCUCUCAGAGUACUUCCCCUCUCCUCUCAGCCUAGUGAACUUUUGUUAAUUUUUAAAAGCUUGCACCAUAUCUUUUCUCCCAAAAAACUUUCUCUGAAUUUCCCACCAGACACUUGUGUCCUUGGACAAUGAACCCUUGGAACUUGACCUAUGGUGCCAUAUAUUGUGGGUUUUUGUCGGGGGGGCGGGAAUUAUUUAACUUCUGAUUAAAUUUUAAGUUUCCUGACUUGUAGAACUGAGAGAUGGAAGAGAUUAAUAUGAACUGGAGUUCAGGGGGAACUUUUUGUGAAGGAAAUGGGAUUUUACUUAACCUUUAAAGGAUAUAUAGGAUUAGAAAUUUUCUGUAGCACACUGUCCAAUAUGUAACUACUAGCCACUUGUAGCUAUUGAGCACUUGGAAUGUGACUAGGGCAACUGAAGAUUUUUAAUCUCAGCUAAUUACCGCAUGUAACUAGUUACUACCUAGAAGAUCUAGACUUUGGCUUAUCUAUUUUCACUCUAUUUUUUUUAUGUGUAGAAUCCGAAUCCAUAUCUGGACGGUGAAAUCUAGAUUAUUUUUCAAUAACUGGUUGUUUGUCCCUUAUUGGAUGACUACUUUCUCCUUUGGAAAUAAGCAGUAUGGAUAAGAUAAUCUCUAGAGAGGCUUGGGGGGUAAUAGUUUUAUGGCAGAUUUCACUCAUCAUGCACAACUGAGGUGUGCGUAUGUGUGUGUAUAUACAAGCACACUUAUUAAAAGGCAAACUUGCAAUCCUUUUUCUCUAUUGUUGAGUUUCUCUUACCCUUUCCUUUCAGUUCCAGGUCUGAGGCUUCUGUGCACUCAUGCGUUUUCAUUUUACUAGCCCUUUACUGUUUUUCUCCAAGCUCUCUCAUUCCUCAACUCACCUCACCUUUUAGCAGCAUGCCCGCCUGUAAUGGGAGCAGAAGUGUUUGACCCACAGGCAGGAGAUUACAUCUACUAUGUGAUAACAGUGUAUUCCCUGCAAAAAUGGGUAAGAAUCAGGGAGACUAAUGUAAUGGCCCAGGAUUAGGGUCAGGGAACAGUCAGACACUGGGGAGAUUUGAAACACGGCAAUGAGAUAAGAGGGGCAAACAACAAGGGAGAUGUGGGGACAGGAGAGGGUCGAUGGUUAUAUGCCACUUAAGAGGUUCGUGUGCAUUUCUUCAUCCACAGAAACCUAUAAGAGUUUGGGACUACAAGGCUGUGGCCAGGGUUCACAAACUUUAGGGAAUGUGAAAAAUCUAAGCAGAUAAAUAAAACUGAUUUCCCUUACCUUCUUGCCUUCCCGCAAUUUUCACACCUUGGCCAUGUCCUGCCUGUUAAGUAUGCUACUGGGCACUCCUACUUACACCUCCAGGUGCCCAUGCAGAUACCCUGUGUCCUCAAUCCCUAACCAGCCUUUGUCUUGGCCCUAUCUACUUUUGAGUCACCUCUAUGUCCUAAAUCAAAUUCCAUUAUACUCUCCCCUAUUUUGUGGAAUUUUGGUGAAUUGCAAAUAUGACUGUGGGUAGUGGUGUGAGAAUGACUUUAAGGGACAUAUUUUAUUCCUGAGAUGAAGUGAGAUUAGGAGGACAGACAACUAGAAUGGCUGGAAAAUAUUUCAUCAGCAAUUCAAGAACAGAACCUAAGAGCUCAGCGAAAUGAGGUCAAUGCCAUCUCUUAUUUCUUCUCUCAUUGUGUUCCAUCGUAUUGCCUUUCCUGUCCCUCCCAAUUCUUGUCACGUACAUCUACUAUAUUUUCAUAUUUGUUACAUUCUCUUGUUUAUAGACGGAAGAUCGUCUAGGAGGCCAUGGUGAUAGGGAUAUUGCGUGUGAAAGUGAUACAACUCCUUUAGGUGACUACAGGUAAAAUGCUUUUUUAGUGAUUAUAUGGCCCUGAGAAGAAAUUGAAUGGAUAAAAAAUUUGUACAUUGUGAAUAUUCUUGAAUAAUUAAUCAUUAUAAUUCUAAGGCAUUAAUGUCCUUCUUAUUUUUGUUUCCUCUUCAUUUUCUUUCACAUGAUAACUUUAGAGCACUCUAGCUGAUAAAUCAAUGGACGGAGCAAAUCACUCUGUGGUGUCAGAGUUUGUGUUCCUGGGACUGUCCAAUUCCUGGGAGAUCCAACUUGUCCUCUUUGUGUUCUCCUCCAUGUUUUAUGUGGCAAGCAUGAUGGGAAACUCCCUCAUUGUCCUUACAGUGACUUCUGACCCUCACUUACACUCCCCCAUGUACUUUCUGUUGGCUAAUCUCUCCUUUAUUGACCUGGGUAUUUCUUCUGUCAUUACCCCCAAAAUGAUUUAUGACCUUUUCAGAAAGCACAAAGUCAUCUCCUUUGGAGGCUGCAUUGCUCAGAUCUUCUUCAUUCACCUCAUCGGUGGUGUGGAGAUGCUGCUGCUCACAGCCAUGGCCUUUGACAGGUAUGUGGCUAUUUGUAAACCUCUCCACUAUUUUAGUAUCAUGAACCCAAAACUGUGUAUUUUGCUCCAGGUUGCUGCUUGGAUAAUUGGUUUGAUCCACUCUGUGUUUCAACUAGUUUUUGUUAUAAAAUUACCAUUUUGUGGCCCUAAUGUGCUGGACAGCUUUUACUGUGACCUACCUCGAUUUAUCAAACUUGCCUGCAUAGACACCUACAGACUAGAGUUCAUGGUCACAGCCAACAGUGGGUUUAUAUCCCUGGGAUCAUUCUUCAUAUUGAUCAUCUCCUACAUUUUUAUCCUGAUCACUGCUCAGAAACACUCUUCAGGUGGCUCAUUCAAGGCUCUCUCCACUUUAUCAACUCAUAUCAUGGUGGUGAUUUUGUUCUUUGGUCCUUGCAUCUUUGUUUAUACCUGGCCUCACCCCAAAUCACACCUAGACAAAUUCCUUGCCAUUCUGGAUGGCGUUCUCACUCCUUUUCUGAAUCCAGUCAUCUACACAUUGAGGAACAAAGAGAUGAAGAUGGCAAUGAGGAGAGUAUGCAGUCACCUUCUUGUUUACAGAAGGAUUUCUUAAGUGACAAAAGUAUUAUGAAGUUUCCUUACUGUCCAGAGUAACAUUAAAUUUAUAUUAUUUCAAUAGCAGGAGUUUCCAAGUAUAUUACUUGUAUAUUAAUACAACAUGAAUUUUAAAAAUCUUAACUGAGAAAUUGUGUUGCUUGCUCA